Rhincodon typus (whale shark) is the source of this 1563-nucleotide messenger RNA. It is a transcript of the gene slc32a1, whose product is annotated as solute carrier family 32 member 1. Gene Ontology annotation, molecular function: amino acid transmembrane transporter activity. The transcript is spliced from 2 exons. The record is from RefSeq and is a predicted model, not a curated record. Gene Ontology annotation, biological process: amino acid transmembrane transport. Lineage: Eukaryota; Metazoa; Chordata; Chondrichthyes; Orectolobiformes; Rhincodontidae. The coding region runs from base 1 to 1563 and encodes 520 amino acids. Gene Ontology annotation, cellular component: vacuolar membrane.
AUGGCAACGCUUAUAAAAAACAAGCUUUCAAAUGUUGCUACUUCCGUCUCGAACAGAUCUCAGGCUAAAGUUAGCGGGGUGUUCGCCAGGAUGGGCUUUCAAGCGGCGACUGACGAGGAAGCUGUAGGAUUUGCCCAAUGUGAUGACUUGGACUAUGAGCAUCGUCAGGGUCUGCAGAUGGACAUUUUGAAGCCUGAAGAGGUGAGCGGAGAGGCAGAGCCAGUGGCUGAGGGCGAUAGUCACUACCAGAGGGACGGGACUGGUCUGCCUCCUUCAACCUCCAAGGAUGGGGAGCCGUGUGUGGAAUUAGCACCUCAGGGGAAGCCCAAAAUCACUGCCUGGGAAGCGGGCUGGAAUGUGACAAAUGCCAUCCAGGGUAUGUUCGUCCUGGGCCUCCCCUAUGCCAUCCUGCACGGAGGAUAUCUCGGACUGUUUUUAAUCAUUUUCGCUGCUGUUGUGUGUUGCUACACGGGAAAAAUCCUGAUUGCUUGCCUGUACGAGGAAAACGAAGACGGCGAGCUGGUGAGAGUAAGAGAUUCCUAUGUAGACAUUGCCAAUGCCUGCUGUGCCCCUCGCUUUCCGAAGCUGGGUGGCAGGGUCGUGAAUGUAGCCCAAAUCAUUGAGUUAAUAAUGACCUGCGUUUUGUAUGUGGUCGUAAGUGGCAACCUUAUGUAUAACAGUUUCCCGAAUCUGCCCGUCUCUGAAAAGUCGUGGUCUAUCUUGGCCACUGCUAUACUAUUACCUUGCGCGUUCCUGAAAAAUCUCAAAGCGGUGUCCAAGUUCAGUUUGCUCUGCACUCUGGCACAUUUUGUAAUUAACAUCUUAGUGAUCGCCUACUGCCUGUCUCGAGCCCGGGACUGGGCCUGGGACAAAGUCAAAUUCUACAUUGAUGUAAAAAAGUUCCCAAUUUCCAUCGGUAUUAUCGUCUUUAGCUACACGUCACAGAUCUUCCUGCCGUCGCUGGAGGGCAACAUGAAAAGCCCCAAAGAAUUCCACAGUAUGAUGAACUGGACUCAUAUAGCAGCGUGUAUAUUAAAGGGACUGUUCGCCCUGGUAGCCUAUCUAACCUGGGCAGAUGAGACAAAAGAGGUGAUCACAGACAACCUGCCCUCUACUAUUAGGGCAGUGGUCAACGUUUUUCUAGUGGCCAAAGCUUUGCUCUCCUAUCCGCUGCCAUUCUUCGCAGCUGUAGAAGUCUUAGAGAAGUCCUUUUUCCAGGAGGGCAGGAUUGCAAUGUUUACGAAUUGUUAUGGGGUAGAUGGUAAACUCAAAUCAUGGGGCUUAGCUUUACGCUGCAUACUGGUGGUCUUGACCUUGUUUAUGGCCAUGUAUAUCCCCCAUUUCGCUCUGUUAAUGGGCCUGACUGGGAGCCUAACGGGUGCAGGUCUCUGUUUUCUGCUCCCGAGUCUCUUCCACCUCAGAAUAUUGUGGCGAAAACUGCAGUGGCAUCAUGUCUUUUUCGAUGUCUCCAUAUUUGUCAUCGGUUCUAUAUGCAGUGUGUCCGGCUUCAUCCAUUCGCUGGAGGGACUAAUUGAGGCUUUCGCCUCCAACACAAGCGACUGA